GUGCAUAAAAAAUCCCACGCUUAUCUCACGGCCCAUAUCUUCUCUCUCCACCAUCUCCGCCGAUUCCGAUCGUCUUCUUCCUCCUCCUCCUCCUCCCUCUGUCCCCCUCGAAAGUUGACGAGAAAUGGCCGCUGCUUCUACGGCUCUCCGCCCACUUUUCCUUCCCCAUCUCCCGACCACCGCCACCGUCGCCGUCCGCCUCCACCCCCCGCCUCUCCUCCUCCCGCUUAGAAGCCUCCGGAGCUCUCUCCCCCCUUCGCGUUCUCGCCUCUCCCCCGUCGUCUUCGCCCAAUCCAACCUGUUCAAGGCCAUUCAGACAGCUUGGAGAAUUGGAAAAGAUGUGACAGAGGCUGGAGCUAAUCUGGUGCCGGAUUCAAUUCCUCGACCAAUAGCAAGGAUUGGCAUCAUUACUGUUGCUGUCACUAUUGCCCUUUUUAUUCUGAAGUCCUUCGUAUCUACUGUAUUCUUCGUAUUGGCCGUGAUGGGACUCGUGUAUUUCGUCUUUGUUUCUUUGAACACGGACGAACUCUCUACGCGCAGCAAGAUCACCACAUCCAAUGAGGAGGAAACAUUAGAAGAAGCAAGAAGGAUAAUGGAGAAAUACAAGUAGCAGAUUUCUGAGAUGGAAUAAUUUUUCUCUUUUUUUCCUUAUAGAUUUUGAUUCAAUACUAGGUUCUAUAAAUGUAAUUAAUCCAGGGAAUUAAGGAUGCACAUCUUUCAAGCACCAUGAAGAAAAAACUCGAAGAAAUUUCACCUUUAGCUGAAGAUAGAACAUGCUUAUUUCUUGCAACAUUCUGUUGUGCUUAUCUUGCAAAUUACUGAUAAUUUGCUGUAUGUGUUCUCAUCAAUUAUCCACUUUGAAACAA
Molecule: messenger RNA, 866 nt
Organism: Musa acuminata AAA Group (dessert banana)
Lineage: Eukaryota; Viridiplantae; Streptophyta; Magnoliopsida; Zingiberales; Musaceae
Exons: 4
Coding region: 125-610 (161 amino acids)
Source: RefSeq, a predicted model, not a curated record